Drosophila mauritiana is the source of this 696-nucleotide messenger RNA. RefSeq names its product essential MCU regulator, mitochondrial (gene EMRE). Gene Ontology annotation, biological process: calcium import into the mitochondrion; mitochondrial calcium ion homeostasis. Gene Ontology annotation, cellular component: uniplex complex; mitochondrial inner membrane. Bases 109 to 402 code for a protein of 97 amino acids. Lineage: Eukaryota; Metazoa; Arthropoda; Insecta; Diptera; Drosophilidae. The record is from RefSeq and is a predicted model, not a curated record. The transcript has a single exon.
UUCAACACUGCAACUGGCUGAAUCAGCUGCUUGAAUCACAAAAUACCCACAAAUUGUAACAAAAUUUCGUCUCUGAAACGAAAUAAGCAAUAAUUGAAGCCUACCAAGAUGAUUGUCCCACGCCUGGCACUUCCCAUAAGCCUUGCCCUGCAGCGCGUCUCGCGCCGGGUGGCGGAACACCCCCAUAACCUAAGGAUCCUGCAGCGCCACAUGUCCAGCGUGUACUUCCGCAGUGGAGCCAUCAAACCCAAGCCCGAGGAGAUGCCCUUCGGCCUGCUGGCCAUCUUCUGUGCCGUCAUACCGGGACUCUUCGUGGGCGCCACCAUCAGCAAGAACGUGGCCAACUUUCUGGAGGAGAACGAUCUGUUCGUGCCCGCGGAUGACGACGACGACGAGGAUUAAGCAAUCCGGACACUUGACAAUCUCCAUGUGGGAGUGCCUCCUAGUCGGGAUAAAUGUGUUGGCUACGUGUCUUUGUCCCACGCAUAGGAACCCAGCUCUCGGCCAUAUAUUUAUUCAUCCUUUAGCCUCCUUUUUCUACAUACAUAUAAGAAUCCGCGCACCUCUUGCAUUUUUUUGUGUAUUGUGUAUUCUUCAAGUCCCGCUUUGAUAUUUUGGCUUUCUAAAUGUUAACUAUGCUUGUUAAAUACUUGAAUGUACUAGAAUUAAAUAAAGUUUAUUCGACUAUGCUUAAAA